Messenger RNA from Perca flavescens (yellow perch), 4081 nucleotides. RefSeq names its product SNF-related serine/threonine-protein kinase. Bases 652 to 3027 code for a protein of 791 amino acids. Gene Ontology annotation, cellular component: cytoplasm. The transcript has 9 exons. The record is from RefSeq and is a predicted model, not a curated record. Gene Ontology annotation, molecular function: ATP binding; protein serine/threonine kinase activity. Gene Ontology annotation, biological process: protein phosphorylation; intracellular signal transduction. Lineage: Eukaryota; Metazoa; Chordata; Actinopteri; Perciformes; Percidae.
CCUGUGGUAUCCUGCUACCAGUGUUUUUGACGCAGCUGAAUUAAGAGCAAGUGGAGAGAGGGGGAGAGAAAGACGGAGGUUGAGUUGAAGACAGUGGGACAGACUCUACACACGGAUUCACUGGAAUAAUCGUUGGCCGGUCUUCUGUUAGUCGGUACCGAGUGUUAAACUGCCGGAGGAUAUCAGCCCGGUUAAACCACGCAGCUCACCGCGCGUCGCCCCGCACACAUCCGCAGCUUGAAAGGGAACAGAUAGGACGGCUGGCGCUGCUUCAGAUUCCUCUGUGGUAGAUUCCUGGAGGAGGAAUGGCGUGCCUCCCCUGGAGGCGUUGUUUCAUAAUCAGGGCUGUGAAGCAACACGCUGUAUUCUGGUGAACAGAGCGGAGGGUCAGAAAUGUGAGCGCAGUGAUCAAAAGAAGAUGGGAUUGAAGUGAGCACGUGGCAGCGUAGCAGGACAAAGCUCUGUGAAUAUUUGCCGCUGCCAUCCAGCAGGGGAUCUUAUCAUCAAAUCACUGAAACUACCUCGAGAAACCUGCAGCUGGUCCAAAAUUCACCCCAACCAAGUUCCACCUAACUUCAGCCUACGCAGGAGGAGAUGGAGAACUGACUGGAGACCAGAAGGCAGCUCCUCCGUCCGCGUCCACCAGCAGCGAUGGCGGGGCUCAAGCGUCAUCACGACGGGAAGAUCGCCGGGCUGUAUGACCUGGACAAGACGCUGGGCCGUGGACACUUUGCUGUAGUCAAACUGGCCCGACACGUAUUCACUGGGGAAAAGGUAGCAGUGAAGGUGAUAGAUAAGACUAAGCUGGACCCGGUGGCGCGGGGCCACCUUUUCCAGGAGGUGCGCUGCAUGAAGAUGGUGCAGCACCCCAACGUGGUGCGCCUGUACGAGGUCAUCGACACGGCCACCAAGCUCUACCUCAUCCUAGAGCUGGGAGACGGAGGAGACAUGUACGACUGCAUCAUGAAGCACGACGGAGGCCUCACUGAAGAGGUGGCCAAGUGUUACUUUGCCCAAAUUGUCCACGCCAUCUCCUACUGUCACCGGCUGCACGUGGUGCACAGGGACCUGAAGCCAGAGAACGUGGUGUUCUUCGAGAAGCAGGGGGUCGUCAAGCUCACCGACUUCGGCUUCAGCAACCGCUUUCAGCCCGGGAAAACACUGAACACCUCCUGCGGCUCAUUGGCCUACUCCGCUCCUGAAAUACUGCUGGGGGACGAGUAUGACGCUCCUGCUGUGGAUAUCUGGAGUCUGGGGGUGAUCCUCUUCAUGCUGGUCUGCGGUCAGCCCCCCUUCCAGGAGACCAACGACAGCGAGACGCUCACUAUGAUCAUGGACUGCAAAUACACAGUGCCGCCACACAUCUCCCAUGCAUGCCGAGACCUUAUAGCCCGUAUGCUGCAGAGGGACCCCAAGAAACGAGCGACCCUAGAGGAGAUCGGGGCCCACAAAUGGCUUCAAGGUGUCGACCCCUCCCCAGCCACCAAGCUGUCCACCCCUCUGGUGUCCCAUCGCAGCCUGUCGGAGGAGGAGCACGGCUUCAUCAUCCAGCGUAUGGUGCUGGGGGCCAUCACAGACCGAGACACCAUAACUGAGGCUCUGGAGUCAAAUCAGUACAACCACAUCACAGCUACAUACUACCUGCUGGCUGAGAGGAUGCUAAGAGAGAGGCAAGAGAAGGAGCAGCACAGCCAGACACGAUCACCCAGCCCCAGCAAGGCCCAGUUCAGGCAGUCCUGGCCCACCAGAGUGGAUGUUAACCAGGAUGUCAGUGAUGGCUUGGGGGGUCCGACUAUCUCCCACCCCGGGGGGCCACAGUCACCCGCCCGCAGUGCUGAGAGCCUCCAUAAAGGCCCCAGACCCAAAACAGCUCUGCUGGACCUCAGCCAGCGGCAGGAGCACCACAGCCCAGCAUCCAGCCAGCAGCAGUCUGCACGACAGAACCAGGAGAGGGGGCUCAGGAAGCCCCACUCCAACCCCCUCAGGCUGGGCUCUCUGACCUCAGCGGGCCCUUGCAAAACUCGUAGUCCCAGUCUUUUCAGCGUGGAGGAGGAUGAGGAAGAAGAGGGGGAGGAAGACACAGGUUUAUCCGCUUCUGCACUACCUGCUCAGGUGGUGCUUCGUUGCAAAGCCUCUUCCUCAUCAUCUACGUCUUCUUCUGGUAAUCGGCUGACGUCCCGUAUGAGCGCUCCGGUUCUUAAUCAGAUUCACGAGGAGGAUAAAGAGGAUGAGGAAGAGGAGGAGAGGAGGGAGCUGCAUGGAUUCGGCCCACCCAAACCCAGCCUCAGCCUCAAUCUGAACUCUAGAAUACCAUCGCCGCCAACACUCGUACCCUCACCUAGCACUGCUGGUCUAACAGCACCGGUUGCCGCUUUCACCCCCAGCUCAGAGACUAGUGACGAUGAGACAGAAAGUCACCAUGAACCAGAUACGGCAACUGUAGGUGGACAAGGGGAUGAGAGAGAAGGGAGGAAAGAGCAUGGAGAGAAAAGGGGGUCAGGGCAGGGCAGUCCCUCCAGCUCUGCCAGUCCUGGAUCAGGUUCGUGCCAAGGCAAGGGCACAGCCAAAGCUGCCAGCGGCCUGGUGGAAAGCUUAAAGCUGAUGAGCCUGUGCCUGAGCUCGCAGUUCCACAACCUGACGGGUGGGGGAGGGGGAGGUGGCGGCAGCAGCGGUGCCGUUGUUGCGGGGGACACCCAGGACCAUCCCAUGUGGAGGAUGUGCAUGGGCGGCUCCACCGGUAGCCUGGAUAAGGUCUCACUACUGGGUGGCCCCUCACCCAGGGGGAACCCGUACCACCACCACCCCUCGCUCGGAGACGCGCUGGCAGACCCGCUGCUGGAGGGCCCCUGCACGGCCACGCUGAGGCUGGGAGAGCUGGACCUGGCCAGGGAGAACCACAGGAACAUGAAGAACCGCGUUCUGCAGAUGCCUCUGAGCGACAAGACUCUGUCCGUCAACAUCCACCGGAGCCCCAAGGAGGGUCUGCUCUGUACUCCCACCCCACACAGCUGCUGCCAGGUCAUCUAGAGCCCCUCCACACUCCUCCGUGCUCAUCUAUACAUCCCUUCUCAUCUUGCUUUUGUUUUUAAGUCAUGUCACCACUGGCCCAUGAGUUCACAUUACGCUUUGCAAUUGAUGCCGUUUCCUAUAAUUCAGCACUUAACGGUGGAUAACUGGGAGAACGUCCAAAUGCCUACUUUGCACAUUUACAGACGCAAAAAGUCUCCAUGGAGGAGACUGGGUGCCAUGCCAAGUAUGUGAAGCACUUUCAGCCGAUUAAACGGGACACUAACGGAACAUUUUAACCCGCUGGUGUGUUUAAAUAAGAGACAUUGAGUAUGGAAAUGGACACAGGAGGUGCUCACAUCCCUGCUCUCACACACUUCUAUACACUGUAUGUACACAUUUUGUGCACAUCCACAGGCACACCUAUAUCACUCCCAUAAGCCGAUAAAAGGGAAGGCUAAUGAGUUUUAGUAUCAUGUUACAUAUCGUCUUUUGUUGUACUUGAUGCUGUUUUUUUUUAAUACCAUUAUUUUUAAAGAUUUAAAUUUGUACUGUUUUUUGUUUUUUUUUAUUCUGACUGAAUGAGUUAAUGCCUGUGUUUUCAUUCCAGUAAGUACAAAGAAUGGGGUGAAAAUGGACAGCAGCACAUAAGUAUGAUGGUGGCACACAGUAUUUUGUAGUCUAUCACCGUUUUAUUUUUCUAUCUCGAACAUGUCUCCACAGACUCUGAAAGAAAAGGCACACUCACUUGUCAAGUCUCUGCGCGGUUACAUGGCAGAGUUUGUACAUAUGUGAAUAACCUCCUAACAGUACUCUGUACCUGUAGUAUUGACCGUAAAGUUGUAUUGCAGUAGAACCCUGAAUACUAGAUCCUUAUACACCCAUUAUUCGUCACUCCUACUGGAUAUUCAAGGUUUUCGGUUGAACCCAGAGCUAGAAAUGUGUUUGAUGGCAGGAUAAAGAACAUUGAAAUUAAACUAAAUUAUUGUACAAGUAAAGGCAGCUCUUUAAAUUCAAAGAGACUGACUUCUAGGUGUAACCGAAACCAUGUACAUCCCGUAGCUGUCCAGGAUCA